CGUACUUGCAACAAUGAAUGCUUCAAAUUGUAAACGAGCCGAAAAUUCUUCUUGGGCAGUUUAUGUUUUUGUGGUAUUCGCUAUUUUCUCUUCGCUUUCAGGUGUUGUGGGUUGGGCAAUAUGUUUGAUAGCGUGCUGUGGAAUAUUAUAUUGGCACAAAUAUUGGUCAAAAUACGGUAAAAUUCCUUUGGUGGCAUGUAAAAAGAACACCAAACUCGAUAAGUUUUUGGAAAGACAUAUCUCAACAUUUAGACACCCGUACAUGCCGUUGUAUUGGUGUCCUGGGGCAAGAGCAAUAACGAUCAUACGUUACUUCGUUCCUUGUGUUGGACACCUGGAAUUAAAGAGAGAAAUACUUCAUGCCGACGACGGUGGGAUAUUUGGUGUUGACUGGUGUCACAAUAAAUCAAGUUCUCAAUAUUCGGAACCAAGUACGAGGCCGACAAUAAUAAUUGUUCCGGGUUUAUCAUCAACGCCUGAAUCCGGAUAUAUUAAAUCAAUGACUCUUUGCUUAGUUGAAAAGGGAUUCCGAGUUGUCGUCUUAAUUUACAGAGGACUUGGAAACUUGAAACUAAAAACACCAAAGACACAUUGCGCAACACAUACGUCUGACUUGGCAACACUUGUCGAUGUAGUUCAUGAACGUUUCCCAAAUGCUAAACUAUAUUGCAUCGGCGCCUCACUUGGAGCAUUGAUAGUAGGACGAUACAUGAGUGAGCGGGGUGAUGACGUCAGAAUUGAUGCAGGGCUGCUAUUUGCAUGCUCAUUCCAUCCUCCCAUUUGUAUGGAAGAGUUUGAGCUAUGGAGUAAUAAGUUACUUCUAAACUUCCAAGUCACUCAAGGUUUGAAGGAAAACUAUCGACGUCAUAGUCACGUUUUUGAGUCAGUCGUGGACCAUGAAAAGGUGGAAAAAUCCGCAUUCCUCCGAGACUUUGACACUCAUUUUACUGCUCCAGUUUUUGGAUACAAAACUACUGAAGACUACUUCAAUGAUUCAAUUUUUUGUGGAGAUAAAAUGGAAAACGUAAAACGACCUUUACUUUGCGUCAAUUCCAAUGAUGACCCAUUCUCACCAGAACGAGGUUUACCAAAGAUGGAAGUUACUCAAACGGAGAACGUCGCUCUUGUGAUGACUUAUGGCGGAGGACAUGUCAGUCACCUUGACGGGUGGAAUCCAUUUUCAAAGAGUUAUUUCGAGAAAAUAAUGGUAGAAUAUUUUGAUGCAAUGAUUCAGGGAAAAUAUUAGAUUUGCAGAAAACGUACGAAAUCCUUUCGUAAAAUAUGUUUCUUUAUUAGCUGUUUCUUUUUAUUUUUCUCAUUUUCAUAGCUAUUUCCACAGUU
Styela clava is the source of this 1341-nucleotide messenger RNA. RefSeq names its product phospholipase ABHD3-like. NCBI's taxonomy places the organism in Eukaryota, Metazoa, Chordata, Ascidiacea, Stolidobranchia, Styelidae. Gene Ontology annotation, molecular function: monoacylglycerol lipase activity; acetylesterase activity. The record is from RefSeq and is a predicted model, not a curated record. Gene Ontology annotation, biological process: medium-chain fatty acid biosynthetic process; medium-chain fatty acid catabolic process.